AUGGGGCAAGGCAAGGAGACGAAGACGCGACCAGACCCCAAGGUGGAGAUCCAGGAGAAGGGCGAGAUCUUCUUCUUCUACCGCCCCAAGGUAGACAAGAACGAGGCGCACAGCCUCGACGACGUGCAGCGCAUGUACAUCGUCCUGCGCCCUGAGUCCACCGGCGGCCGCGGCGUCGAAGAGAAGCAGGCGCCGGACUCCGGCAAGGAAGGCCGCAAGCGCCACCAACAAGGCGACGGUGGCCAGGGAAGAAGCGAGGAGAAAGGCGCGGAAGGCGGCCACGGCAAGGAGGAGGUGAACAUCGAGGAGCAGCCGUUGCUCCGACUGGUCGUGAUGGGGAAGAAGAGCCUGCCGGACCCGGCGAAGCACAGCCGCCCGUACUGGGGUUACGUCGAGCUCGUCACCACAAAGGUCCAGGACAUCAAGGACGCGCUCAAGGAAGAUUUCAUAGUCACCCUCGCCGUCCUCCACCUCCACUUCCCCCUCCAGCUGCAGCCCGAGCUCGUCCUCCACGUCGUCCGACGCCGCGAUGAGCAGCAGCUGGCACCCCUCGUAGUUGAGCAGCCCGCUGAACCCGCCGCCGUCGCAGCCGCCGGAGGGCGGGUUGGGGUUCUUCACCUGCACGAGGGUGAGAAUCAGCAGGCCACGGCGAGCUGCUCGGACCUGGUGAAGAUGUUCGGCGAGGUGGCCGACGUGAAGCCGCUGCUGAGCGGGAGCUGGGACUAG
Molecule: messenger RNA, 726 nt
Organism: Miscanthus lutarioriparius
Lineage: Eukaryota; Viridiplantae; Streptophyta; Magnoliopsida; Poales; Poaceae
Source: the annotation of a GenBank genome assembly